This is a messenger RNA of Trichoderma harzianum CBS 226.95, 1106 nucleotides long. RefSeq lists its product as hypothetical. The transcript has a single exon. The coding region runs from base 96 to 941 and encodes 281 amino acids. The record is from RefSeq and is a predicted model, not a curated record. NCBI's taxonomy places the organism in Eukaryota, Fungi, Ascomycota, Sordariomycetes, Hypocreales, Hypocreaceae.
UGGACACAUCUCGUCCUUCAGUUCAAGAAACCGAGAAACUUCAAUUGACUCGCAAACAUCACGCCAUCUGCCAACAUUCCUCUGCAUAAUUUGCCAUGGCGACAACCUCGAACUCCACAUCCACGGGGACCAUUGUCUUUUAUGACAUCGGGCAUAAGCCCCCCGUAACUGAGUCGUGCUGCUCACCGAAUCCGUGGAAGACUCGCCUUGCGCUCAACUUCAAAGCUGUUCCGUACUCGACGUCGUGGGUUGCCAUGCCCGACAUCGCGAAAGUACGCCGCAGCCUGGGCGAAAGUGCCGGUCGCAAGUUUGCUGACGGUUCUGAUUUCUAUACCUUGCCUAUGAUCCAUGAUGAUGCCACUGGUUCUACAAUCAGCGACUCCUUUGACAUUGCUGUCUACCUGCAGCAUACAUAUCCCGACUCGGGCGCUGGCGACUUGUUUCCGCCUCAAACUCUCGAUUUCACUUUUACGCCUCCCUUUGACCUGGCUGUGCCACUGUCAGAACGCGGAGAUGGUGGCUUUCCCGAGUAUUAUCGAUUCAAUACAAACGUGGAUGCGGUAUUCACCACCCACACUCUGCUCAUGGUGAGCGGCAUGCCGCUUGAUCCGGCGACGAUUGAGCAAACCAAGGCUGAAUUUGUCCGUCGUGCUGGUGUCCGCUCUUGGGAUGAUUUCACCUUGACCAGCGAGGCCCGCGAGAAGCUCAUGGAAUCCUUUCAGGGCGCGCUGGGCGACCUGGCCAAGCUGUUCCUUGAAAAUACUGAAGGCCCUUUCUUGCUAGGGCAGCGAGCUAGCUACGCGGACUUGAUUGUCGGUGCUUGGUUGCGAAUGGCAUACGUAUGUUUGCCCAAGUCUGAGUGGGAGGAAGUGAGAUGCUGGCAUGAUGGUGUUUUCGGGCGGCUGCAUGACGCGCUGGAUACGUUUGCGGAAGUGAAAUAAAACCUUUCAGAUUGAGCAAUGAUAGGGCUGUAAAGACUCAACUUGAUAAAAAUUAAACUACAACAUUGUAUAGAUCAUGUAUCAAUGACCCACCCUGCAGCAAAUUUUUAAAUACAUUAUAUCCGAAUCAGCUACACUGCAUCUCCAGAUGCAGGAGAAGUCGAG